AUGAGGCGCUCCUUGUCACUUUGGGAUCUUUUUGUUCGAGUUCUUCUGUUCCUGAUUCUUCUCUCCCCGCCGGUGAGAGCUUAUAAUACCUCAAAAACAGUUAUCUCAGAGAUCUUGGAAGGUUAUCCUAGUUGCGCGGACGAGUGUAUAACCCCGCUCCUCACGCUUUUUCCCUGCUCCUACAACAACGCCUCAACGUCCUCCGAACUCCUCACCUGUCUAUGUUCUCCAGACCCUCACCACCGCCCCUCCCUCACCUCCUGCCUCACCACCUCCUGCCGCCCAAUCCCCUUACUGUCCGCCCUCAACCAAACCGCCACCCUCUGCCACGACACGCCCCGCAACCGCUCCUCCCAAUUAAUAAUCUUAACACUCACCCUCGGCACACUCAGUCCUCUCCUCGUCCUCUCCCGUCUUUUCUUUCGGCUGCUCACCCACCCCUCCGGCGGCCGCCGUCUCGGGCUCGACGACUGGGUCAUUUUUUUGAGUAUCCCCCUGGGAAUCCCCUACACGGUGCUCAUCGCCCACUCGCUCGCUCGCGCAGGGAUCGGGAGGGAUGUGUGGACGCUGACGCCCCAAGAGGUGACGUGGUUUCUGAAAGUGUUUUAUGUGUUGAUUGAGUAUUACGUGGCCAUCAUGACGUAUGUGAAGAUGCCGUUUUUGUUCAUGUAUUUGCGGAUCUUUGGGGAGAAUUGGUCGAAGCGGACGAGGAGGGUGUUGUGGGGCACGAUGGGGGUGGUGGUGUUGGUGGGAGGGGUGUUUUUGUUGCCGGUGGGGUGUAAGCCGACUGUCAAGUUUUUUUGGGAGGGGUGGGAUGGGGAGCAUGAGGGGCGGUGUGACAACAUCAACGCCUCGGCAUGGACCCUAUCCAUCGUCACCAUCGUCCUCGACCUCUGGAUCAUGGCUAUCCCGCUGUCUCAGCUCCGAAAACUUAACAUGGAUUGGAAGAAGAAGUUGGCCGUGGGUUUGAUGUUGUGUGUAGGAGUUUUCGACACAAUGAUCUCCAUAAUCCGCCUCCAUUCCCUCCUCGCCUUCCAGCCCUCGACCAACGUUACCUGGGACUACUACCCCGUAGCCGUUUGGUCUGCCGUCGAAUACCACGUCGCCGUCAUUUGCGCCUGCUUGCCUGCCAUGCGCCAGUUGCUGGUCAGGGUAUUCCCCAUAUUGGAGAGUAACGUCGGGAAGAGCAACGGCAGUCACGGUGUCGGUGUCGGUGCCGGUGAUGGCGUUGGUAAUGGAGCAGGACGGAAUGUUCUCAGGCCUGGAACGCAUCAAUAUCAAUGGCAGGGACAGUCGAGAGAUAUAACUGGCCGGAACAGAUGGCCAUUGACAAGGGCAAGGGCGACAGAAACGGAGAGUGAGAGGGACAUUGUACUUGGGAGCUUCCGCAGUAGUGCUAGGAGUACCGAUGUGGAGGUUUUGGAAGUGGAUGACGUGGAACGGCAGUCUGCGGGUGUGAGGAUAUUGGCAACUUCUUCGCUGGAUAGUACCGAGAAGAGAAAUGGGUUCGGGUUGAGUAUCGUGGGCUGUAGGAUGGAAAGGGAUGGUUGUGCAGACACCGAAGUGUUUUCUUCAAGCCGACGAUAG
Neurospora hispaniola is the source of this 1587-nucleotide messenger RNA. RefSeq lists its product as uncharacterized. NCBI's taxonomy places the organism in Eukaryota, Fungi, Ascomycota, Sordariomycetes, Sordariales, Sordariaceae. The record is from RefSeq and is a predicted model, not a curated record. The transcript has 4 exons. The coding region runs from base 1 to 1587 and encodes 528 amino acids.